GGGGUCUAAGUGAAAUUACUCCUGUUUGUAGCUAACUGAAGCGUGGGAGCACCUGAGAGAGGGAGAGAGCUCAUCAAUUAUCAUCGAGAUCAUCUCAUCAGGGAAAUGGCCGCCAUCUUAGCUCGCAAGUCGAUCUCCGCUAUCCGUAAUCGACAGCUUAUUGUCACAGGACAAGCAUUGCAUGCCCAUAACACUGGAACAAUUUCUGGCGCACGCUCAUUUGCAACCAAACACUCAUUUUCAACUGAUAAAGAUGAUGAAGAAAGAGAAAAGCUUGCAAGAGAAAUAUCAAAAGACUGGAGUUCUGUGUUUGAAAGGAGCAUUAAUACGUUGUUUCUAACUGAAUUGGUUCGAGGUCUCUCUCUGACACUCAAAUACUUCUUUGAGCCAAAAGUUACUAUCAAUUAUCCAUUUGAGAAAGGUCCAUUAAGCCCUCGUUUUCGAGGAGAACAUGCCCUCAGACGUUAUCCAACAGGAGAGGAGCGUUGUAUUGCUUGUAAACUUUGUGAAGCUAUAUGCCCUGCUCAAGCUAUCACCAUAGAAGCAGAGGAACGAGAAGAUGGAAGCCGCAGAACAACAAGGUAUGAUAUUGAUAUGACAAAAUGUAUAUACUGUGGAUUCUGCCAAGAAGCAUGUCCUGUUGAUGCGAUUGUAGAGGGGCCCAACUUUGAGUUUGCUACAGAAACACAUGAGGAACUUUUGUAUGAUAAGGAGAAGCUUCUAGAAAAUGGGGAUAGAUGGGAAACUGAGAUUGCUGAGAAUCUUAGAUCCGAGAGCCUUUAUCGGUAAAAUGGUUUUUGGUUCAUAAAUCAUAUCAUAAUCUUGAAUCUCUUUUGUUUUGGUUUUGGGACGAUGAGAUGAAUAAAGUGAUGGGUGUUUUGUUGUGAAAUCAUAUCAUAUGCACUUGUUUUUUUUUUUUAUCGAUUAUUCGAUGGAAAUUGAUGUAUUCUUUUUAUAACGUGAAAAUGUAAGCUGGAUUUGUUUUA
This is a messenger RNA of Lactuca sativa (garden lettuce), 986 nucleotides long. Its product is annotated as NADH dehydrogenase [ubiquinone] iron-sulfur protein 8, mitochondrial. Lineage: Eukaryota; Viridiplantae; Streptophyta; Magnoliopsida; Asterales; Asteraceae. Gene Ontology annotation, biological process: mitochondrial electron transport, NADH to ubiquinone; mitochondrial respiratory chain complex I assembly. The record is from RefSeq and is a predicted model, not a curated record. Gene Ontology annotation, molecular function: NADH dehydrogenase activity; 4 iron, 4 sulfur cluster binding. Gene Ontology annotation, cellular component: membrane; respiratory chain complex I.